Cololabis saira (Pacific saury) is the source of this 3594-nucleotide messenger RNA. RefSeq names its product serine/threonine-protein kinase PAK 2-like. The record is from RefSeq and is a predicted model, not a curated record. Gene Ontology annotation, molecular function: protein serine/threonine kinase activity; ATP binding. Gene Ontology annotation, cellular component: cytoplasm. NCBI's taxonomy places the organism in Eukaryota, Metazoa, Chordata, Actinopteri, Beloniformes, Belonidae. Bases 250 to 1782 code for a protein of 510 amino acids. Gene Ontology annotation, biological process: regulation of MAPK cascade; protein phosphorylation; intracellular signal transduction. The transcript has 15 exons.
UCGCCUCGGCUGGUUCAUCAAAGGUUCCGCUUCCUCUCGGCGAGCUUCCUCCCCGAACCGAGCUGGACGUACCCGGGGAGAGAGGAACUCAAGUAAAGGGCUGAGUUUAUAAAACUACAUUUAUAUACUUUUCCUCCCUCGCAGAGUUGUGGGACUAGUUUUGAAACCGCAGCGUCAAAUCUGGGCUGGAAUAACAACAGUAGGAGCGUGAGUGAGUUUUCUCUGCUCCACCGGUGAACGUGUGUGUAGAUGUGUGACAGCGGAGUUUGUCAGGACAAGCCCCCCGCCCCCCCUGUCAGGAUGAGCAGCCAAGGAGGAGCCAAGGACAGCCAGUCAAACAAUCACAACUCUCGGCCGCUGCCGUCGGUACCCGAGGAAAGGAAGUCCAAAAACAAGAUCAAGUCCAUGUUUGUCUCAGAGAAAGGAGGCAGAAAGAAAGACAAAGAUAAGGACAGGCCUGAGAUCUCCUCUCCUUCCGACUUCGAACACACCAUCCAUGUGGGUUUUGACGCCGUUACCGGAGAGUUUACUGGCAUGCCGGAGCAGUGGGCCCGGCUCCUUCAGACCUCCAACAUCAGUAAAUCGGAGCAGAAACAGAACCCUCAGGCCGUCCUCGACAUUCUCAAGUUCUACGACUCCACCAGUGGAAAACAGAAAUACCUCAGUGUUUCCGCCUCAGAUAAAGACCAGUCACCGGGUACUGCUACUUCUCCAUCUGGUAAAGAUGCAGACGAUGAGGAUGAUGAUGACACACCACCUCCAGUUGUGGCACCACGGCCCGAACACACAAAAUCAGUAUAUACGAGGUCGGUUAUUGACCCACUGCCACCUCCAGAGGUGGACAGUUCCAAGGCGGCAGACAAGAAGAAAAACAAGGGAGGAAAGAUGACCGAUGAGGAGAUCAUGGAGAAACUAAGGAGCAUUGUCAGUAUUGGAGAUCCCAAGAAAAAAUACACCCGCUAUGAAAAGAUUGGCCAAGGGGCGUCCGGCACCGUUUACACAGCCAUAGAUGUCGCCACAGGACAAGAAGUGGCCAUCAAACAGAUCAACUUGCAGAAGCAGCCGAAGAAAGAGCUGAUCAUCAACGAGAUCCUGGUCAUGAAGGAGCUGAAGAACCCCAACAUCGUCAACUUCGUGGACAGUUUCCUUGUUGGUGAUGAGCUUUAUGUGGUGAUGGAGUACCUCGCCGGUGGAUCUCUAACCGACGUUGUGACGGAGACGUGCAUGGACGAGGCUCAGAUCGGUGCCGUCUGCAGAGAGGUCCUUCAGGCUCUGGAGUUUCUCCAUGCCAACCAGGUCAUCCACAGAGACAUCAAGAGUGACAACGUGCUCCUGGGGAUGGAUGGAUCAGUCAAACUCACUGACUUCGGGUUCUGUGCUCAGAUCACCCCUGAGCAGAGCAAGCGCAGCACCAUGGUGGGGACUCCGUACUGGAUGGCCCCAGAGGUGGUGACCAGGAAAGCCUACGGACCCAAAGUGGACAUCUGGUCUCUGGGGAUCAUGGCCAUAGAGAUGGUGGAGGGAGAGCCUCCGUAUCUGAACGAGAAUCCUCUCAGGGCUUUGUAUCUGAUCGCCACCAACGGGACUCCUGAGCUCCAGAGCCCCGAGAAGCUGUCUCCCGUCUUCAAGGACUUCCUGUCUCGCUGUCUGGAGAUGGACGUGGAGAAACGAGGUUCAGGGAGAGAACUGCUGCAGCAUCCGUUCCUGAAGCUGGCCAAACCUCUUUCCAGCCUCACUCCUCUCAUCCUGGCGGCCAAGGAGGCCAUGAAGAGCAACCGCUAAAUCCCAGUCUCCAGGGGCUAAAUCCCAGUCUCCAGGGGCUAAAUCCCAGUCUCCAGGGGCUAAAUCCCAGUCUCCAGGGGCUAAAUCCCAGUCUCCAGGGGCUAAAUCCCAGUCUCCAGGGGUGAAAUCCCAGUCUCCAGGGGCUAAAUCCCAGUCUCCAGGGAUAUAACUCCCAGUCUCCAGGGAUAUAACUCCCAGUCUCCAGGGAUAUAACUCCCAGUCUCCAGGGAUAUAACUCCCAGUCUCCAGGGAUAUAACUCCCAGUCUCCAGGGAUAUAACUCCCAGUCUCCAGGGAUAUAACUCCCAGUCUCCAGGGAUAUAACUCCCAGUCUCCAGGGAUAUAGAUCCCAGUCUCCAAGGACUUAAUCCCUGUCUCCGAGGACUAAACUCCAGUCUCUUGAGGACUGUAGGAACAUUCCGGUCUACAUCUCAUGACUCCUUGCUAGUUUGUUUUUAGUUUUUCUACUUAUGAAAUGCUGCUCCAUCCUUCCAAGUGUCCUUGUUCUGAUAACUUUAUCCGUCUUCCUUUGUGCCUUGUUCCAAAGCUACACUCAGCCAAAGUGGGUUCUGUUUGUUGCAACCACAGUUUUCGUGUGUUGUGACGCAUCAGGGAUGCAGGGAUGCAGGGAUGCACUGCUGUCUUAGACACAUUGCACAUCAAAAGCCACAUUUAAAAAGAAUACACUUGUUGUCAUUUGUUAUUGCUAAAAUAUGUUGGACUUUUAGAGCUAAAGUGUAAAUCUAAACGAGGGAACACUUUAGGAAACUUGUCUUUAAGUUCCAGGGAUCGGUCCGACUCAUUUUCAAGCCCGUCUGUGGUUACGUGUGUCAACUUCAAUGGGUUUGAAUAUGUUGUGGAAAGUUGGGGGGUGCUAACAUUGGGCUGGACUGUGACCUGAAUCUGACUGAAAAUCAGAUAAUUUCAGUAAAUGGCAGCAUUUAAAAGUAGUUUUUUUUCUUUUUAGUCUCUCUUUUAAUUCGUAUCUGGAAUUUCUCAUUAUUUUUCUAUUGAUAAAUGAAAAUCUCUGGAUAAUAUGUGUGUCUGAACCCCUCAGACAUCAAAAUGGUGGUGGACGUCAUACACCUCUAUAAAUCUCUCCAUGGAGACGCCACAUAUGCAAACUCAUCUGUUUUUACUGCAUGAUCUUUUUUUUUUCCUUUUUCCUUUUAAAGCCAAAGGGAUACAUUCUGGGAUAAACGCUGGUUUAUCCCAGAGACGAGGUCUGUCUUGCUUGUCCUGUUCGUCUCAGCGGUAGACUCCUUGUUGUUGGUCUUUUAGUUUUGUAAAAAAAAUUUGUUGUAUGAAAUUGUUCUAAACUGGAGGAAGCAGUUUUGUAGUUUUUUGUAUAUUGUGAGAUGUCCUGUACUUUCAAACAGCCGAUAAUAUGUAUGGUUGUUUUAAUAUUUGUAACUAACACAGUGGGAGACAGUUUUUAAUAUUUUACUUGAUUUUUAUUUUUAAAUCAGUGUACGUCUGUGUACUGAUUGGUCUUCGGUUCCCAACAUUGUGCAGUUAUGGACUCAAAACCAUCUAAUGGGCUAAUAAUCUGGAAUCUGCUGAGUGAUUUAACCUGAUUUGAUUAAGGAAACAUUACAAAUCCUUUUUCCAAUAAAAGCACUUCUCAGCUUGGGAUCAAACCGGAAACCUAGAUGAAACACGAUCCUCCGGCGGCCAGAGUUGGAUGAGGUUUUCUUUAUUAUUUCAUGAAAACAAUUUCAAUCAUUGAAUACGACUUGAAGUAUUUACAACCCUGAAUCAGAAAAGAUGAGACUGUAAGAAUCCAAAUAAUAAAAGAAAUCCCUGAUUCUAA